Priapulus caudatus is the source of this 791-nucleotide messenger RNA. RefSeq names its product protein chibby homolog 1-like. NCBI's taxonomy places the organism in Eukaryota, Metazoa, Priapulida, Priapulimorpha, Priapulimorphida, Priapulidae. The transcript has 3 exons. The coding region runs from base 171 to 563 and encodes 130 amino acids. The record is from RefSeq and is a predicted model, not a curated record.
CGCAGCUCACAAAAGAAAGAAGUAAACAACGUCGAUGGUAUUACUGUACUAAUACUGUACUAAAUUUGAAUUAGCUAGGGCCUACUUACUAUGAAUGAAAUCCAGGCUAUCUUUUUAUCAUAGAUAAUAAGCAUACGGCGGCGCUACUGCAUAGUUAAAGAAGCAUAACCAUGCCUAUAUUUGGAAACAAGUUUUCGCCUAAGAAGCCUAGUCCAAGGAAAAACUCUUCAUUGUCGAAUCUCAACUUAGAUCGAGCUACCCAGCAGUUAGAAUUUGGAAGAGAUUAUGGCCCAAUAAGACUUACACUUGGUGAUCACGAUUACAAUUUUGACAACGGGGAUUGGCAAGCAGAACGUGGACGGGGAGGUGCCAGUCAGAAGCAGACACUAAAGCUAGGCAGAGAAAACCAAAGUCUCAGGGAGGAGAAUAACCUACUCAAACUAAAGAUAGAAAUUCUGCUAGACAUGCUCGCUGAGACCACAUGUGAAGGACAUUUACAGGAGACAGAGAUCGAUGAACUCCAAGCACUCAUAAACACAAAAACGCGAACCAAGAAAAGGUGAUGCCAGCGUUAACAAGUACGAGGUCGCCUUGUUCAAUGUUUGGUUUCUGUUCUUGUGCUGCCAAUUUCAUGUCGUAGAAAUUAAAGUAAAAUUGUUUUUAUUUAUUAUAAAACAACUGUUUUUUUAAAAGUAGCACUUGUAGCCAAUAUUUCGUCAGUUUCCUAAAUGAGUGAUGUAUCCUCAUGGUAAAUAUGACAAAAUAAAUAAUUCUAUCUCUUAUAUUUUGUA